Molecule: messenger RNA, 2854 nt
Organism: Varroa destructor (honeybee mite)
Lineage: Eukaryota; Metazoa; Arthropoda; Arachnida; Mesostigmata; Varroidae
Gene: dup
Product: chromatin licensing and DNA replication factor double parked
Biological process (GO): DNA replication preinitiation complex assembly; mitotic cell cycle; regulation of DNA-templated DNA replication initiation
Cellular component (GO): nucleus
Molecular function (GO): DNA polymerase binding; DNA binding
Source: RefSeq, a predicted model, not a curated record
GCGUCUGCGUGCAUGACUCCACCGUAUGGCGCUAGUUCUCCGGUCCUCUCCAGUUGCUGGCUCUCUUCUUCCACACGACCGUAUACUCGGGCAGAACACUGGUCGCUCAACAGUUGAUUAUCGAAAACCUUUGUGAAUGUAUGCGUGUGCGGUUAUAUGCGAAUGUAUUCGUGCUGUAUCGUGGCCAAUAUGAGUGCCACGAGGGGACAACAGCAAACUCUAACGGAUUUUUUCUCUGCGAAAAAGUCCACCCGACCAAGAGUCAAACAGGCCAGUCAGGCGCUUGAAAUACUCAAAAAGCUUGAUACAGAUCUUGAAGGGAUCCGAGCAGCCAAAAAAGUUUGUCGCUCAUCAGUCAGUCUCAAGGAGAGCCCCCCCGCUUUUCAGCGAUAUGCCAGCCUUUUGGAGCCAAAAGCAGACGUUUCCGCGGAAAGCCAAGUUCCGAAACGAGCUGAGAAAGAAAGCGAAGAAUUGUCCAGUAAAGAAACGCCCGCUCCUCCACUAAAAAAAACCUCCAGCAGUAAUGGCAAGAGUACAUUAUCAAGGCUCGAGGCAAAACGAGCCACCUUGAGGGCCGCCAGGGAGAAGCUACGUCAUUUCGAGAAAGACCAAACAGCUCUAAAAGAAUUUCAGGCGACAAAACCGGUACGUGAAGCUGGACCUACCGCCGUUCCAGCCUAUGAAAAGUAUGACUAUCUAACAGCACCUGCUGGUGUUCUGCCGCUACCUGUACACUAUCAGCGACUGCUUGAUGGUUUUCGGGCAUGUGACACUGUUGUAGCGAUGUACCACAAUCGUAAAGAGCUUUGUCGCUUUGACAAGCUGUCAUUAGCAGUACGAAGUAUGACUCGGCACGAAUUUAGUCUGUCACAUCUUGGCAAAAUCCUGCACAUUAAGCCUGAAGCAUACCUCGUAUCUCUAGAACAGCAUCGUUUCCUUGACACUACACAGAGGAUGCACCACAUUUUGUCAUUCAUUAAUCCUCCACUAGGACAAAACCCUAAAUUUGUACUCGAACGAAAAAAUGACUUCAAAGAUAGGCUAUUAUUGCGAGUGGCUAAGUAUCACCAGGAGUUCCUGGACAAAGAGAUGCCUGGUUCGGAUGUUCCUGUUGAAGCAAUUAAGAGAUGGCACCCAAAGUUUGUUCUCGAUUCUAUACCCGAUAUACCGGAAAAGGAGUUGCCGAAAUUGCAGGAAGCGAGUCAGGUUGCCAACGCUCAAGAGGUGCUAGGUAAAAUACGGGGUAAGUUUUCCACCCGGAUCGAAAAAGCGCUUGAAACUUUAGCCGAAAAGCAAGCUGAAAGAAAAACGAUAGCGCCUUCCAGUCAUACGCUAUUGACGCCUAAAACGGUUACUAUUAGCGGUGUGAGCCAAAGUCUUCUCGAAAGAAUCCGCAAGAAAGAGGCUCUUAAAAUGGCUGAGAAAAUGGUGAUGGGUGGACAAGAUGAAAAGGAACGACGCAUCCUUCAGGCACUGCCUGGACUGAUGCGGGCCAUCCGCCAAGUGUUUCUAACGUCAAAGAAAGCUACACUUCUUUACACGGAUCUAACAUCCAAAAUUCGAGACAGCGGUCCUUUUGACAAUCUUGACGCCCUCAUGUCACGGGUGGGAGAAAUAGCACCGGAGUGGUACAAGCCAAUAAUUGUGCGCAAUGUUAAAUAUGUGAAAAUUGAUAAAGAUCGUGAUGUGAAUUCGCUCUGUGAGCGUGUAGAACGCAUGGUUAAGAAUCAUAAUAACAGUACAAGUUCCAUUAAAGCCGGCUAAACAGCUACGUUCAAUAAGGUAGAAUGGAACAGACCCACAGUAAAAUAUUCACAAGUAAACUGAAUAUGCUACAAGUAAACAACCGAAAAUCCCCCAAAUUAAUGCAUAAUAAACGAUAUAUAUCAAUGCUUUAUUAAUACGAUUCGACUAUGUGACGGUACAAACAUGAGUUGCAGAAGAGGCUGGUGAGCGUAAAAAAUCUCGCGAGACAUAUAUGUAAAUCUACUUGUACCUUCGAUAUAAUAAGUAUUUUCGAUUUCGACACGGAAGAGCUUUAUUGUUUGACCGACGUGGAUAGAGAGCGUAAUUAAUUAUGAAUAGAGUUAAAUAAAUUUACCUUCCUUUUGCAUGAUAGCAAGAAGAUUGCAGCCGCGCGAUAAAAACAAAGGUGGCUACGUAACCCGAUUAAGUAAGAAGCGAAUUAGCGCUCAAGACAGGGUUUUUAAUAAUUUACGAGGAACAAUUGCCAUAGCUAGUGCAGUUUCAACAGAGCCAGCUGUAUAUUUAAUCUGUCUGGAAAUGCAAACAUUAUAAGCUGUAACUGGUCUAUGUGUAUGGCAUUAGAAUCAUUAUUGACACCCUAACAUAGUCUUGACAGUCAUGACCAUUUUGACGAUACUCUUUUGUAUAGCUAUUCCGACAUGCCACAGAUAAACGCGUCCCAGUUGGAUGAUUGCAAUGAAUACGCAGUCAACUUACACUAACUGAAAAAAAUUCAAAACGUAUAUAAGAGCACAAUAUUUUCGCUAUUGUACAUAUGCACCCAACAUUUUCAUCUCUAUUUUCCACCACAUUAUUGUAAAAAUCGCUUAUUCGAAAUAUCUCGAACUGGAAAUCAGCCCAGAAUGUCAUUCUCAUUAGCAAGCGGUAAUAAUAAUCAACUGUAAUAAUGGGACAAUAACGAUCAAAUCAUUAGUCUGUCCUUCUCUGUUUGUGUAGAGCAGAGCGAAGCGACCUGUUUGUCGCAUGAGUCAGUCGCUUCAGUCAAAUAACACUUUGUUUAAUUAACCGAAUUAUAUAUGUAUACAAUGACAUUGACUUUGUAAUACCAAUAAAAUGUCAACUGAAUAUUAGAGGCGUAAUAAGAUUG